UCUCUUCUAAAAUCUGAGUCACUGUUUAUUGCAAUGGCUCUCAAUGUUCAAAUUUACCCUCCAAUUUCCUCUCAUACUAAGACUUACCCCAAUUUCACUGUAAAAUCUUCGAAUUUCUGUCAUUUUCCAAUAUUUUCAGGCCUUUUUUCCAGGAAUUCCCUAAAUUUCACGAGAAAUGCCUCUGAUUUAUUCCCUUUUCCAAGAUCUUCAAGCCCAAACCAGCAAAAAUUAUCGAUAUGUAGUGGAGUUUCUGCUGAAUUUUCGUCGACUUUGGUCCCGGAAAGUGGCCAUGAUUCUUCGGAGUUUGGCAAUAAAAAAGAAAGUGAUUCCUCAGCGGUUCUUUUGGAAGUGAAGGAUUUGACUGCUGUUGUUGCAGAGUCAGGGCAGAAGAUAUUAAAUGGUGUUAACCUUACCAUUAGAGAAGGAGAGAUACAUGCUAUCAUGGGCAAAAAUGGUUCUGGGAAGAGCACUUUUUCCAAGGUUCUUGUUGGCCAUCCAGAUUAUGAGGUUACAGGGGGCAGUGUUGUUUUUAAAGGCAAAAACUUGCUAGACAUGGAGCCAGAGGAAAGGUCUCAUGCGGGACUUUUCAUGAGCUUUCAGUCUCCAGUUGAGAUUCCAGGUGUAAGCAACAUGGAUUUCUUGCGUAUGGCUUCUAAUGCUCAAAGAGAAAAACUUGGUCUUAAGGAUCGUGGUCCUCUUGAGUUUUAUGGUUUCCUUUCUCCGAAGCUGUCUGCCUUGAAUAUGGAUCCAAAGUUUUUGGACCGAAAUGUGAAUGAAGGGUUUAGUGGUGGUGAAAAGAAGCGGAACGAAAUUCUGCAACUUGCGGUUCUUGAGGCGGAUUUGGCCAUCUUAGAUGAAAUAGAUUCUGGAUUAGAUGUAGAUGCUUUACAAGAUGUAGCAAAAGCUGUCAAUGGGCUUUUAACCUCGAAAAAUUCAGUUCUGAUGAUCACUCAUUAUCAACGGCUUCUGGAUUAUAUAAGGCCUGGGUUUGUUCAUAUAAUGGAGGAUGGAAAUGUUGUUAAGACUGGUGAUGUCUCUCUCGCUAAGCAACUUGAAAAGGAGGGUUACAAAGCCAUCACUUCUGCAUAAAAAUCAGUAUAUGUGCUUACUUUAGUGUGACAUUCGUGUUUCAUGCGAUCAGAAUCUCUGCAAGAGAACCCACUUUUAUGUUUGCCAUGAUUUGGAGAGGCCCCUUGCACUCUAUCUGUGUAAAAGAGGGAUCAAAUCUCAGAAUUUUGAUUCUAUUGGUAUCUAUCUGAUUAUCGAGAAUGGGUAUGGAAUUAGGUCAAUUAUUUCAUCA
This is a messenger RNA of Amborella trichopoda, 1300 nucleotides long. It is a transcript of the gene NAP7, whose product is annotated as non-intrinsic ABC protein 7. Gene Ontology annotation, molecular function: ATP hydrolysis activity; ATP binding. The record is from RefSeq and is a predicted model, not a curated record. NCBI's taxonomy places the organism in Eukaryota, Viridiplantae, Streptophyta, Magnoliopsida, Amborellales, Amborellaceae.